GAGGAGUACUACAGCAUCAAGUCCCGCAGUGAGCUGAUGUUCGAGAAGCAGUCGACGAGACAUGGGUUUACCAAACGGUCCACGCCUGCCGCAGUGGUGAAGCCACAGGAGGAAGACAGCGUGACGGAUCAGCUGUACGGCGAGAUCAAACCAGCUGUGGACGGAGCCAACUACAUCGUCAAACACAUGCACAACAAGAACGACUACAACGAGGAGAAGGACAACUGGAGCGGUAUUGCUCGGACGGUGGACCGCCUCUGCCUCUUCCUCAUCACUCCGGUGAUGACUCUUGGUACCAUCAUCAUCUUCCUGAUGGGCCUCUGUAACCACCCCCCAUCCCUGCCCUUCAAAGGAGACACACAUGACUACACAGAGGCCAGUGCACGCCUGCUGAAUCAUUGAAGAAUCUGUUCAUGUCCCCAAAUCAGAAUACAGAAGAGUUAACAUCAGGGUUUUGACUGUAUCGUUGAACACUGAUCAGGUCAGUGGUUUGUAAAAACCAGUGGUGGGCAGCAUUAACCUAAAAGUUUGUUCCACUAGCCCUAAAGCACUAACUCAAAAAUAUAGGUCCUCUAAUUCUAAAGCACUAACACACUAAAAAA
Molecule: messenger RNA, 602 nt
Organism: Austrofundulus limnaeus
Lineage: Eukaryota; Metazoa; Chordata; Actinopteri; Cyprinodontiformes; Rivulidae
Product: acetylcholine receptor subunit delta
Biological process (GO): monoatomic ion transmembrane transport
Cellular component (GO): membrane
Molecular function (GO): extracellular ligand-gated monoatomic ion channel activity; transmembrane signaling receptor activity
Source: RefSeq, a predicted model, not a curated record